AUGGGUAUCCUGACUGUGAGGGCCCUGAGGCAUGAGCAAGCAAAAGACGUGGGCCAGAGGCCACACGGGGUCUUGCUGGACAGGGCUGCCGGAGCCACCAUUGUGAGUUGGGGCCCGAUCAGAAAAAGACCCCUGAAAGGAAGGGAUUAUGAGAGUAAACGGAAUAUUCGCAUCCUGGACCCCUCUGGAGACAAAUAUUACUACUGGCUGAUGCUGAUGGUGCCCCCCAUCCUUUACAACUGGGUCAUCCUCAUCUGCAGGUUCUGCUUCCCUGAGCUGCAGCAGAGGUACCUGCUGCUCUGGCUGGCCUUGGACUACCUCUGCGACCUGCUCUACCUGCUGGACAUCGUGGUGCAUUUCCAUACAGGCUUCCUGAAAGAAGGGUUUCUGAUUCAAGACCGCGCCCAGAUCUCCCGGAGGUACCGCUGGUCCUCGGCCUUCCUGUGGGACCUCCUCUCCGUGCUGCCCACCGACCUCCUCUACCUGCACGUGGGGCUGGGCAGGCCGGAGGUCCGAGCCAACCGCUUCCUGCGGAGCCCCCGCUUGUUUGAGGCCUUCGACCGCAUCGAGACCCGCACGGCACACCCCAACUCCUUCCGCAUCUCCAAGCUGAUGCUCUACGUCUUCGUCACCAUCCACUGGAACAGCUGCGUCUACUUCGCGCUCUCCGGCCUCAUCGGCUUCGGCACGGACGAGUGGGUCUGCCCCAACGGCAGCCUGCCCGGCUUCGACCGGCUCCUCCGCCAGUACCUCUACAGCUUCUACUUCUCCACCCUCAUCCUGACCACGGUGGGCGACACCCCCAUGCCCCAGCGGGAGGAGGAGUUCCUCUUCAUGGCCAUCGACUUCCUCCUGGCCGUCAUGGGCUUCGCCACCAUCAUGGGCAGCAUGACGUCCGUCAUCUCCAACAUGAACCUGGCCGACAAGGCCUUCUACCCCAACUACGACCUGGUGAAGGACUACCUGCACUCCCGGCAGGUCAGCCGGCAGCUGCAGCACCGCGUGGUCGACUGGCAGCAGCACCUGCAGAUGAACAAGAAGAUGACCGGCGAGCUGCAGAUCCUCCAGCACCUGCCCGAGCGCCUGCGAGCGGAGGUGGCCAUCAGCGUCCACCUGCCCACCCUCCGCAAGGUCCAGAUCUUCCAGAGCUGCGAGCAGAGCCUGCUGGAGGAGCUGGUGCUCAAGCUGAAGCCGCAGGUCUACAGCCCCGGGGAGUACGUCUGCCGGAAGGGGGACAUCGGCCGGGAGAUGUACUUCAUCCGUGAAGGGCAGCUGGCCGUGGUGGCGGACGACGGCGUCACCCAGUACGCGGUGCUGGGGGAGGGGCUGUACUUUGGGGAGAUCAGCAUCAUCAGCAUCAAAGGGAACCAGUCCGGGAACCGCCGUACGGCCAACAUCAAAAGCAUCGGCUACUCGGACCUCUUCUGCCUCUCCAAGGAGGACCUCAAGGAGGUCUUGGCCGAGUUCCCCAACGCCAAGGCGGUGCUGGAGGCCAAGGGCCGGGAGAUUCUGCUCAAGAUGAAGAAGCUGGAUGUCAACGCUGAGGCGGCCGAGAUCGCCAAGCAGGAGGAGGAGGAGCGACGGACGGCGGCCCUGGAGGACGGGCUGGAUGUCCUGCAGACGAAGCUGGCCCGUGUCCUGGCAGGGCUGGAGUCCAGCGCCUUCAAGAUCGCCCUGCGCCUGGAGCGCCUGGAGUGGCAGGUGCAG
This is a messenger RNA of Thamnophis sirtalis, 1707 nucleotides long. The record is from RefSeq and is a predicted model, not a curated record. NCBI's taxonomy places the organism in Eukaryota, Metazoa, Chordata, Lepidosauria, Squamata, Natricidae.